Molecule: messenger RNA, 2994 nt
Organism: Oncorhynchus gorbuscha (pink salmon)
Lineage: Eukaryota; Metazoa; Chordata; Actinopteri; Salmoniformes; Salmonidae
Product: transmembrane channel-like protein 5
Exons: 21
Coding region: 241-2994 (917 amino acids)
Cellular component (GO): plasma membrane
Molecular function (GO): mechanosensitive monoatomic ion channel activity
Source: RefSeq, a predicted model, not a curated record
GCUUGUUGUCAGUUAGGAGGAAAGGUGGGCAUUUUUUUGUUUUGUUCUUAUUUUAUUCCUUAUACGUCUCUGCUGCAUUCACAUUGAUGAAAUAUAGAUUUUGAUAUGGAUAUUUAGUCAAAUCUUUGGCGUAAAGUUAUAAUUUCCCAAAUGAAACCAACCAACGGUCGAAUCUAAAGCGUCUAGACAGACGUCCUUUGCUGUUUAUGUAUGGUUGAAGACUUGGCUUGUUAGUUAGCCAUGUCUCGUUUUACCAGUGCCUUCGUUGCAUCUCCUUAUAGAAGUGAUCAGGCACCAAAACCAACUGAUAAGAGGUGGAGUAGGCCUCCAGAGGGCCUUGUUGUACCCCAGGAUGUGGAGAGGGGGCUGGGGCCAUGGAGUAAGGACCAGGGGCCGUCCAGCUCAGACCCCCCUCUCCCCCCUCAGCUGUGGGGGCCCAAACGGCAGCUAGGCCAGACCAGCCCUGGACCCAGGGUUCCCAUGGAUACUGCUACCAGGUACAGGAUGACCAGCAGACAGCAGACAGGAACAGCUAUCCUGGUGCGUGGUUGUCGCAAGCAGAGUCCGCUCCCUCUACAGGGUACAGCUGUAGGGAGACUGGGGCUGUCAGAGGAGGAGGCCAAGGAGCAGAUGGAGAACGACACCGUGGAGUUGGUGAGAGAGCUGGUUACCAUGCCGUCCAGGGACAGAGUCAAAGCUGUACGAGGCCUUCCUGUAAGUCUGGGGGAACGCAGAAACAUCAGGUGCCGUGUCUUAGCAGAGAAGUUCUCCAGGAGGAGUCUAGAGAGAACGAGCUGCACUGACUGUUGGGAGCAGAUCUCACUGUCUGUUCGUAGGUGCAGCAGCGUGGUGUUUUUCAGACAGUCUCUCUCUCUGUGGCGCGGUUCUCUGAGGGAGAUCAGUGGAAGGUUUGGUUCUGCUGUUCUCUGCUACUUCCUGUUUCUAAGAUGGCUGCUCCUCUUCAACCUCCUCUCCUCCCUCCUCAACCUCUCCUUCAUCACGUUGCCGUGGGCGUUGCUUAGCACCGACACUCAGGGCGCCGGGACAACUGCCGGGUUCAGGGGACUGGAGCUCCUCACUGGAGUGGGGUGGUUCAACGUGUCCAUGCUGUACUAUGGUGUCUACAGCAGUAACAGUGUGCUGUCUAGUUAUAACAUCCAGCUGGCUUACCUCUUUACCAUCACCUCCUACAUGCUGCUCUGUGGAGCCUCAGUCAUAUACAGCAUGGCAGGGUGUCUCCAGACUGGUGUUGUGGCGUCAGGUGUAGCGGCUCAGAGACCUGGUUCUCUGUCUGGAAGAGGAGAUGACUACUGGAGACUGUUGUGUAGCUGGGACUUCUCUCUGCUGCACCACGCGGACAUACACACACACAGGACCAACCUGCUAGUACAUCUAAAGGAGUCUCUAAGGGAGAGCAGAGUGAAGAGAGAGCUGUCUGUGUCAGACAAGAUGAGGGCCUGUCUGGUCCGUCUGGCUGUCUGGCUUCUGUCUGUCUGUCUGGCUACUGGGGCCUGUGUGGCUGUCUACUACCUCUGUCAACACAACCUGCAGCAUGUGGUAACGUCCCCCAGUCCAGAGGAUGUCCUGACAGAGGCCUGGUCUCUGCUGCUGCCUGUAGCAGUGUGUGUCCUCAACACCUUCAUAUCACUACUCUACACACACACACACAGACUGGAGCGCUACGAUAGCCCACGUACACGCGUCUACGUCACGGUGCUCAGGAAUGCGAUGCUGAAGGUGUCUAUCCUAGCAGUGUUGUGUUACUACUGGUUAGCGCUGGUCCCCGGCAACGUCCCGUGCUGGGAGUCGUAUGUUGGUCAGGAUGUGUACCGGCUGGUCAUAGUGGACUUCAUCUUCUGUCUGCUGGGAUCCUUCUGUGGAGAAUACCUCUACAAUGUGAUUGCCACCAGGUGUGUUGUGAAGCCGGCAGAGUUUGACGUGGUCAGGAACGUUCUAGAUCUGAUCAACGCUCAGACCCUGGCCUGGAUAGGGGUGUACUUCUCUCCUCUCCUCCCUGUCGUUCAGCUCAUCAAACUCUUCCUAAUCUUCCACCUAAAGAAGACCAGCAUAAGGAGCUGCCAUCCUCCCAGCUCCUGGAGUAGGGUGGGUCAGAUGCAGACCCUCUUCAUCUCCCUCCUCUUCCUCCCCUGUUACCUGGGGACUCUGGCCCUGCUGGCAUACACACUCUGGAGUCUCCCUCCCUCUAGUGUGUGUGGUCCGUUCCAGGGCCAGGGCUGGGUGAUGCAGACUGUAGACCGGUGGCUAGCCUCCGUUCAGGCCUCUCAGCCCCACUCUGCCUGGCUGGCUUGGAUCAUCAACGUUAUACACAGUCAAGUCCUCUACUGCCUCCUAACACUCAUAGUACUGGUGGUGAUGUACUUCCUGUGGCAGGUGACUCAGGGUCGUAAACGUCUCAUCAUGUCUCUACGGGAACAGAUCGUCAACGAGGGGAAGGACAAGGCCUUUCUCCUCAGGAGGUUACAGUGUCUACAGAGACAGGGAGCAGGCAGACCUAGACCACAGGUGCACUUCGAGGAGGAGAAACCGACCAGGCCAGAGUCAGGGCAGCUUAGAGAAGAAACACGCCCUCCUCCCUCCUUCCAACACCCACCCCCCACGGAGGCCUCCUCCGUGUUCAUUCGGCCUCCCUGGGACAGCUCCCCCAGGCUAGGUAGAGCCCAGCCCCCCAGUCCCCGUGGUGGAGGCAGCCCCAGAGGCAGCCCCAGAGGCAGCCCUGGUCGCGGCCGGACCCCAGCCAGCAGGCAGGCAUGCUGGGUAGAGGAGCGACCAGCCCCUCCCCCUCCAGAUCCACUAUGGCCAGUCAGGGGUAGAGGAUGGCUUCAGGGAAGGCCCCACGGGGGGCCCAGAUUGGAGCCGCUGCCUGCCCGCGAGGUACCCGUCCUGCCUGGGUCGGUGCCUGAGAGCGCCCCCCUUCCCCCACGGAGACCUGGGUCCAGCAGAGCAGAGGUGAACCAGGGACAACAUCAGUCCUAG